AUGUCUUUAUUCCUUAGAUUUAAUUGCACUAUACCCCAAGUUCAAAAUGUAUUUGCCAAACAGCUAAUUGCAAAUACACAGAGGUGUUACUCUGUAUACGGACUGUUCCUAAAGGAUACAUACCCUAACUUAAAGAAGGAACACCCAUAUGCUUCGUUUGGGGAGGUUUCGAAGAUGGCUGCCAAUAAAUGGACUAUGUUAACCGACACGGAAAAGAGACAUUAUCAAGAACAGGCGGCUAAACUGCGCACGGAAAACAGUGAAAAGCGGGCAAAACGUCCACGGAAAACAUCCGUUAAGAGGCCUCCUUCAGGGUACAUUUUGUUUUCUAAUGAGUUACGUACUCAGAUUAAAGAGCAGAACCCUUCAAUGAGCCCUCAAGAGAUUGUUAAGUUGCUAUCAGAGAAAUGGAAUGCAUUGUCGAAUACCGCUAAGGCAAAAUACAAUCAGAUGUCAAAGGAUCAACUCGAGCUAUGGAAAACACUUAACGCUUGA
Molecule: messenger RNA, 495 nt
Organism: Eremothecium sinecaudum
Lineage: Eukaryota; Fungi; Ascomycota; Saccharomycetes; Saccharomycetales; Saccharomycetaceae
Product: HBR223Cp
Exons: 1
Coding region: 1-495 (164 amino acids)
Source: RefSeq, a predicted model, not a curated record